GAAACACUCGUUCAGUCUCUCUCACGCUCGGCUCUGUGUCGCUCUCAUCUUUCGCUCAAUGGCAGGCUCUCAAGUUCCAUUUUUCCUCUUCCAAAUUCAAGUGCACACGUCACGAGAGAAAAAGAUCCAUCGCCCUAAUUUCGAUUGAACCCGGCGUCGUCUAGAUACGACUUCAAGUCCCAACGAACAGUGAGUAAGUGGACCAUGUGAUGCAUUAGCUUCACCGAAUCUCUCGGCGGGAGCUGAAGAAGGGCUUGAAGGGAUGGAGGUGCUACAAGUGGUGGGAACGGGAACGGGGCCGACAUCCCCCGAGCAGAUCCUCCAGAAGAGGCCCCAGCUGGCCCGUAGCGACAGUGCCGCCAGCUCCAUCAUGCUUCACGACUCAGGCGUCCACUCCGAGAUGAACAGCAGCAGUGGUGCCCGACUCGAAGAAGAUGUGCUAGUGGAACCGGUAGGUCGACCGGCUAGGCGACUCCCACGUCCGGUGGCACCCGUGAAUGCUCCACUGAUGCCGAGAAAUGAGGAACGGAAGAAGGCGAGCACGAUAAGACAGCAUUACUACCCGGAGGGUGGUUGGGGUUGGGUGGUCCUCGUCUGCUCCACCGCCUGCGUCAUCAUGGCCCUAGGGCUCCAGUUGGCUUUUGGGCAAUGGCUUCUCGAGAUCCGACGCUUCUUCCCACACGCCUCUGUUCUACAAAUCGGUUGCUUGGGUGCCGUGAAUAUGUCGGUGAGUCACUUGUUGUCGCCUGUGAUAGUCGGAGUGUGUCGUCGCAAGUCAACUCGAUUGACGGCUGUUUUGGGAGGAUUGAUUUCCUCCCUGGGAUGCCUCUUCACGUCCUUCGCCACGGAAUUCCAUCAGAUCUUCUUUUCUUAUGGGUUCGUCUUAGGGCUUGGAGUGGGAUUGACUCGGGACACGUCCACGUUGAUGGUGGGACAGUACUUCAAGCGGAGACGGGAGCUGGUAGAGACGUUCCUCGUCUCCGGCUCCGGAAUUGGCCUCGCCGUCAUGUCCGUCUUUCUCAAAUUCACCAUCGCCUCUUCGGGAUGGAGGCUGGGCCUGCAGGCGGUAACGGGGGCGGUGGUAGUGACGUCGAUCCUUGGCACGUGCUACCGGUCGGCGACGUUGUACCAUCCCCAGAGGAGGGCCAUCUUACACCUGAAGACCCAGAAGCGGAAAGUGAAAGGGGUUGGAGAGAAGGGAAAUCGAGGGGGAGAUUCAGACAAGCCUCCUAUCUUGGACUUUCAACCUCUCAAGAGUCGAACCCUCCAGAUCCUCCUCUUCUCCACCGCACUCUCCGCUCUCGGCAUCCACACUCCUUUCCUCUUCCUCGCGUCGUUGCUGGUGUGUGGGCUAUCCCAGCUAUCUCUGGUGUCGAUCGAGGGUUAUCACGGACACGUCCUCUUCGUCUGGAUCUACGGGGUCUUCUGCGGGGGAUAUCAUUAUUCUCUGAAGAUGUACACCUUCGAAAGGGUUCGAGCGAGAAAUUUUCCAAGGGCUUGGGCCAUUCUUCACUCCUCCCACGCCAUCCCCAUUGCCAUCGCCAUCCCCGUCUCCGGGUACAUGAACGAGGUGUUGGGGCGGAAGACGGGGUAUUACCUGGGUGCAGGCAGCAUCCUCGCAUCCAGCCUUGCUCUCUUCCUCAUUCCUCUGAGAGAGAAACGACGACGAGUGAGGAAAGAAAAAUCGAGUGGAGGGGGAGAUCACUCAUGCGUCACAGAAUCCACGACUCGGACCGAUUCUUUCAUCUUCCAUCAGCAACAGGGACGGGAUUCCUCGGACGCAGGAGGGGACUUUCUGAUGGACGAAGCCCCAAACAGCAAUCCCCUCGUCAUCCUUCAGCAAUUGCAGCAGUUUAAGCAAGUGAACCCUGAGCAGCUGUCAGCUUUGAUUCAGGAGAUGAGCGACGUGGAUCCCCUCCACGCGGAUAAGGGGGAAUUGACGUGCAUCUCGGAAGAGGGGAUCGCAGAUAUGGAUUUUCCUGAUCAUCUACUGGAUUUGGAUGAUCCCGAGCUCGCCUGCAUCACAUCGUGCAAUCAGAUGGAGCACUACCUCCUCAUGUCGGAAUUCGAGACCAAUCUGUAUAAAGGGACGUUUGACGCGGAUGCGGAUUUGGACUCUGAUGAGGCAGAUGAGCCCCACGUUGCCCCGCGGCCUCAGAAGCGUCGAGUCCGAGCUCCAGUCCGGUUCCAGCGAGCGGCACCGCGGAACCUCCGUGCGACCCCCCAGUUCUCCGUCGAAAUGAACCCUGUGUUGGAGGAAACCUCUUAA
This is a messenger RNA of Darwinula stevensoni, 2269 nucleotides long. NCBI's taxonomy places the organism in Eukaryota, Metazoa, Arthropoda, Ostracoda, Podocopida, Darwinulidae. The record is from the annotation of a GenBank genome assembly.